AUGGAUUCGGCGGACGAUUCAAGCAAAGAUCCGCCACUGGGAUCCACAUUUUCCUCAGCACCCAAUUUAGACUCGGACAUUAAUGCAAAUGCCUGUAGGCCUAUCUAUGAGAAUGGGACAGACCACCAUGUCAACAUACAAAACGCAGCCCUGCGAGGAGCCAGUGACCCCAGCGCAUACCCCUCCACAGACUACCGAGGACUCAUCCGCCAGAGGUUCAUCCGGCGGAGUUUGUGGGUGUCAGACUCCGAGGAGCAGCAGCCGGUGGACACGUCGGAGUGUGUCAACAGCAGCCCGGUGCUCAACAUUGACCUGCGGACCAUCGUUGAUCGGAGUCGGACCCGGGUUCUUCAAGGAACCCGCCUGGGUCUCCAGGAGCCCCCCAGCACGGAGAGCCAGGUGGGGCUGAAGGAGAGCGUCACAGAGAGCGUGAGCGCAGAUGAGGUGAAGAAAGACAGGACCGAAGCCGAGCCCGAGGCUGAGGUCGUGAACUCGGAUGUCACAGGUAAAGCAGGAAGUGACGAGAACGAAGAGGAGCCCGGGAUGAAGGCUGUGUCCACCUCACCUGGCGGGCGCUUCCUCAAGUUUGACAUUGAGCUGGGGAGAGGGUCCUUCAAGACGGUCUAUAAAGGUCUUGACACCGACACCUGGGUCGAAGUGGCGUGGUGUGAACUCCAGGAACGGAAACUGUCCAAAGUUGAGAGACAGAGGUUCAAAGAGGAGGCAGAGAUGUUGAAGGCCCUCCAGCAUCCCAACAUUGUGCGAUUUUAUGACUUCUGGGAAUCACCGGUGAAAGGGAAGAAGUGUAUCGUUCUGGUGACAGAACUAAUGACCUCAGGGACACUAAAAACGUAUCUGAAGCGCUUUAAGGUGAUGAAGCCUAAAGUUCUUAGGAGCUGGUGCAGACAGAUUCUCAAAGGCCUCCACUUCCUCCACACAAGGACUCCACCAAUCAUCCAUAGAGACCUCAAGUGCGACAACAUCUUCAUCACUGGUCCUACAGGCUCUGUCAAAAUAGGAGACCUGGGCCUGGCAACACUGAAGAGGGCCUCCUUCGCUAAAAGUGUUAUUGGCACUCCAGAGUUCAUGGCUCCAGAGAUGUAUGAGGAGCAUUACGAUGAGGCUGUGGAUGUCUAUGCCUUUGGGAUGUGUAUGCUGGAGAUGGCCACCUCAGAAUACCCCUACUCUGAGUGUCAAAAUGCUGCACAGAUCUACCGCAAAGUCACAAGCGGGGUGAAACCUGCUAGCUACGCUAAAGUCAGCGACCCUGAAAUUAAGGAAAUAAUCGGGGAGUGCAUAUGUCACCGAUGGGAAGAACGGUACUCCAUCAAGGACCUCCUGAAUCACGCGUUCUUUGCAGAGGAUACAGGCGUGAGGGUGGAGCUCAAUGAAGAAGAUGAUGGGAAGAAAUCAUCUAUUGCUCUAAAGCUGUGGGUUGAAGAUCCUAAAAAGUUGAAAGGAAAAUACAAGGACACUGGUGCCAUUGAGUUUACCUUUGACUUGGUGAAUGAGGUCCCAGAGGUUGUCGCCCAAGAAAUGGUUGAAUCAGGUUUUUUCCUGGACUGCGAUGUGAAGAUAGUUGGGAAAUCCAUCCGAGACCGUGUGGCCCUCAUCAAAUGGAGGAGGGAGCGGACUGUGUCACCAGGAAAUGGUGAGGCGCAGCAGAACCUGCUGCAGGUGCCCAGUACCGGUGUGCCACAGGGAGCCACAUUAGCCACGACAGAUUAUGAAGACCAAGAGGUGGAGCCACAGACUCUGAUCUGUGCUGUGCCAGCCACCACAUCUACCACAUCUGACAGUGGAGUGAGCUCUACCAUGCAAUUAGACGAGCUCAGCAAUCAGCAAAAUGGGCCCUACCAGUCACUUCCAGAGCCCAUUUCCACAGCUCAGAUGAUCUACAGUCCUCCUGCACAGGCUGACCCUCAGCUGCACCAGGGGCCCUACCAGCAACCCACAGCACAGGCCUCACAUGAAAACUACACACAUGCAUCCAUGCAGUUACACCAGGGAGCCUACCAGCAAACCACAGAUCUCACUCUUCUCAACCACUGUCUCCAUCACAUCGUGGGUCGCAGGACCAGUUCUCCCAUCCUCUCGGAGAGAGUCUUUAAUCAUCCAGUGCACAGCCAUGGGGAGGUUGGGGGUGCUUCCUCCUCCGUAUUUGAGCGUAUAGACAAAAGUCAGAGCUUGGAGGUCCCGCUCUUCUGUAGCCCAAAUCUGGACAGGAACCUGAUGUUACUGCGACAGAACAGCAAAGGCAGACUGGAUCCACUGACAGUUUCUGCUCCACCUACGCCAGCCCCUACUGCACCCCAGAGUAGACAGACAGCACAGAGUUUUCCAGCUGCAGCCCCCACUCUACAGACACAGGUUACUGUGCAACCCAGCCAGGAGCAGUUUCCCUCACCAUAUCCCGUUGUUAAAACAGGGGGCCAUAAGCCCCCUCCCUUCUCCCAAGCUCCUCUGCCAUCUGCCUACAGCAGCAGUGGCCCUUCUAUGUCUAGCACCUACUACUCACCCUCACCCCACCAUCCCUCCCUUCCUCUGACCCCUCAUGCUGCCUUGCCCUCUAUACCUACUCUAGGAACCCCUCAGACCCCUCUGUCCACACCUCAGCACGUGCCCAAUAUGGUGCUCCCAAUUCCACUUCUUACCAUGGCCAUGCCCCCUGCAAUGCCCCAGCAGCAGAGCGGCCCUGCUCCAUCUCAGCCAAACCUUUGUAGCUUCCAUUCCACCCAUUACUUACCUCUCUCCCAGGUACAGACGAUUGCUCCACAGGGGAAUUUGGGAGAUGUUCAGCUUUUGGCUCCGGAUGUGCUUCAGGACAAACCAGUAUCUUUACUCAACUAUGCCUAUGACAGUCUCAACUCUGAUGUGGCAUCUGGUAAGGAAACAAGUGACGGCUAUGACAGCUUGGCUAGUGGGGGGAAAGGGGAUGGAAAACCCAGGAAACACCACCGCAAGUCUGCCCGUACACGUUCCCGGCAAGAAAAGACCAGCAAACCUAAACUUAGCAUGCUCAAUGUUUGCAACACUGGUGAUAAAAUGGUCGAAUGCCAGCUAGAGACUCACAAUCACAAAAUGGUGACAUUUAAAUUUGAUCUUGAUGGAGAUGCUCCAGAGGAAAUUGCCACUUACAUGGUAGACAAUGGCUUCAUCCUUCUGUUAGAGAAGGAGAUCUUCAUCGACCAGCUAAAGGACAUCGUGGAUAAAGCUGAGGACAUGCUGAAUGAAGACAUAGAGGGUGAAAGGGCCUCCACCUUGAGUUGCAGUCCACAACAAGGCCAAAUUUCUGAGGGGUUAGAGGGAGAGAGUCAGCAGCCUGGAGCACCUCAGCCUGUCUAUCAGCAGAACGUUCUUCAUACAGGAAAAAGAUGGUUCAUAAUCUGCCCUGUAGAAGAGACACCCACAUCCAGCCAGGACACCCCAUCUGACGGCACAACUACGCAGUCACCUGGGAGUUCAACCACCACCCAGCCUGCUGACAGCGGCAUUGCAAGGCCAUCUGCAUCCAGAGAAGAGGGGUCAUCCUCUACAAUGUCUGGUGGCAGUGGAGGCUUCUCCUAUGAUGUGUAUGGAUUCUGUAGUCCUCCAAUAAUGUCCAACACAGACCCACUUCUUUUUGCCACUCUGUCACCUCCUGUGUCUGCUCCCCCAACGCUUCAGUCUGUACCAUCAGUGGAGCCUGUGGGCAGCUCAGUGCAGCCCAGCGUGCAUCAGGCUCAGCCAGCCAGGGCUCAACCUUUGCCCCCGCCGUCCCCACAUACAUCUUUCCCAGUGGAUGAGCCACAGGGAUCCCCUCUGGGUUCCAUCUCCCCAAUCCACGCCGCUCAGCAGAUGGCUGACAUGACAUGUCCUGUUUCUAUGGCCGAGGAGGUGCCCUGUUGCCCUCUGGUCAUGCCGCUAUCUCUGGAUGUGAGCGGUUCACAGGGUGGGCCUCCUCUCACCCCGCUUCCCCUCCAGGAGCCAGGUUCAGCCAAAGAGCCGCUGUCUGUCUCUUACACCUCUGCAGUGCGAAGCGAGCGACCACAGCAGCCUGUGGUGCUCCACCAGCCUUUUUCCAGCGUGGGAGGGACCAAAGUGUCCUCACUACCCCAGAGCCCAGCGCCAUCCCAGCCGGGAGCAGGGCCCGGUGAGUCAGAUGGUGAAGGACGGCUUGGCCGUGGGGGCUUUGUGGACAGCACCAUAAAAACACUGGACGAGAAACUAAGGAACUUGCUCUACCAGGAAUAUGCUCCCAUGUAUCCAUCAGGCAGUGCUGCAGAGACACCAGGCUCCGGCACUGAGUACAUUCAGUCUCCUCCUGGUCCAGACAGCGCCACAGGAGGGUCAGGAAACAGCACGCCAGGGCCGAUGGGGGAGGGACGUUACAGAGCAGGAGAACAGCUGCCUCAAAUUCCAGAGAGAAUGGAUAGUUUGAGCACGCUGAGUGACUCAGCCGUGUGUGCUUCGCUGUCAAGAAGACACGUUCCUCAUUCUGCUUCCUGCUCCGGAACAAGAGGUCGAUUUAAGAUCAUCUCUGUUCCUCCUGAAGUGGCCAACAGACGCGAUGUGAAACAAAGGAGCUGGAGCAGCGCCGCCUCACCGGCGCACCCUGUAGCAUACAGUGAGGACCAUGUUCAGGCUGAGGCCAUGGUUACCUCUACCACAAUUGGCCGUUUCUCUGUGAUUAGCACUGAAGACGAAAUUACACAGAGAACACGUUGCAGCCGCUACUCUGCCCCGCCUGAUUUCUACCUGGACACACCUCCUUCCAUUGCCAAGAGGGGCUCCCUGCCCCGUGCCCUGACCUCGAACUCUGUCCCUGUGGAUGUCACAGUCCAUGCUCGCUUCCUUUCCUCUGACUCGGGGGCUGAGAGUAGCCCUGCAAAGCUGGCUCCUGCCACCCCAUCUCAACAUACUCGCUCCGAGCGCAGAGGAAGUGACCUCAUGAAGAGGGCAGUGGCCUUCCUCCGUCGAUCAGGGCGCAGCAGCAGUGUGCAGAGCUCUGACUCACCAAGUAGGCAUGGAGGUGUGCACGGCUCAGCCUAUGGCAGCAGCGAUAAUGACUCAGAGAUGGAGGACUCGGACAUGAAGAGGGAACUACAGAGACUCAGGGAGAAACAUCUGAGGGAGAUCUCUGAACUGCAGGCCCAUCAGCGGGGAGAAGUGGAACUGCUAUAUCGCCGGCUUGGCAAAGCCCCUCCUUCCGGCCUGGGUCUGUCACACGUUGCACCACAUGCCGGCCGUAGAAAGAGAUCCAGCAAGCACAAGCUGAAGCCUGGCAAACUUCUCAGCCCUCUGGUUCAACAAUUUAGAAAUGUCACAACCAAAACUAGUGACUCCAGCAGAUCCAGUGCUGCUACAGGUACAGGUGAGCCCACGUUGAGUUUAAAUGGCUCUCCAGCCAAAGGGUCUUUCCCCACUCACGGCAGGGCGCGGUCGUGCACGAGCCACAUUCCCUGCUCAACCUCAGAGCCUGUGCAGACUCAGCAGCCCUGUUCCCUCAAGGGGUCUUUGUCGUCUGAUAACAUUUACGCUGGAUUACAUGGAGACGGCACCGGCACACAAGUUCCACCCGGACAAGGCUGGUCUAAUUACCCUCAACCGUCUGAGAGAGUGACCUAUAAAUCCAGUAGCAAGCCACGAGCUAGAUUUCUCAGUGGGCCUGUGUCUUUGUCUAUCUGGUCAACACUGAAGCGACUGUGUCUCGGCAAAGAGCGUGGCAGCAGGUCUGCGGCUGGAUCAGGGGCUUUUAAUCAAUCACAGCAGCCGCCUACUGGUGCCACACCUCCUCCUCAUCAGCCAGUGAUGGGACUGGCCCAAGCUCAGGCCAAUAACAGCAACAACAAGACAGCCACAUACACUGGCACUUCAAUGAGUGGCAAUGAAAGCAAUCUGCCUGAAGACUUGCAACGGCUGAUGGACGACUGGGCCCAGGAGGUUCUUAUUGUCACCCACAGGCCACGCACUAACUCUCUGAGCAUCAGUGGGCAGCACCUGUGGGAUCAGGUUGUACCUCGAACACAUAGACAACUGGCUAGUGCUUCAGAUAUAUCAUCAUGGACGGCCUCUGGUCCAGAGGCCUGCAGUCUGCUCCUGUCAUGGCCUGACAGCCCGGGGUCAACAGUGAUGACCACUCCCUCCACAGGACCCCAUCCCAGCUAUCAGCUACACUCUCCUGCUCCGUUAAGGGCCUUCUCCUCUUUCCCUCUCCCUUCAGGAGUUUUUGCCUUUCCUGCUGUGCCCUCAGCCCAGGACACCCCCACUCCGGCUCCAGCUAAAUCAUAUCAGCCGCCUGACCCCAAAGCCAGGACUCUCUAACCUGAGUAGCAUUGCGUCUUCCAACUCUAUUACCAAAAAGAAAUCUCAUUAUACUCCUAGUCAAUCUUAUGUGCAUAUACUGUAUAUAUUUAACCAGCAUGUAUGUAACCAUAUGUACAUACUCGUCUCUAUUCUUGACUUUUAUUUUGUUUCAUUUGCAUCAACAUACCUCAUGUCCAUAUUGCAGUACAUAAUCCUUGAGUGCAGUGUAAUGGUAGUAGUACAUUUAAAGAUGUAUAGUUAGCCCAGUCAGGCUUAAAAAGUGCAGAUUUUGUCAUUGCUUACAUAUCUUUCCACUCACUGAAUGUACAUAACGUACUGUCCAUUCAUCCUGUGUUUAUAUAAAUAGUUCAUGUUUGUGUUGCUCAUAUCACUCCUAUAUAGAAGCUGCCGUGUGUAUAUAUAUGAAUUCUUGUUAGUCUGUACAUAGCUCCUGUGUUUGUACAGUUAACAUUAGAUAAUCCAUAGGUUGGUGCUGCAGCUCUGUGUCUUAAUGCAACACCUUAUUAGCCACCAUCAUGCCGUCACUGUGAAGACUUGACAUCCUGGUCACUAGGACCGGUUGCUUUACUCUGCUCUCUCAGUCCAAGGAUAGGUUUCAUUCUUCAUCGAUGAAAUGCUUCCAGCACAAGCGCUUGAAAUAUCCUUAAGAGAUUUGAAUGAACUUGAACUUUAUCUUCAGGUGAAAAAAAAAAAAAAACACCUGUGAGAGUGCCUUGAAUUGCAGUUUCAGUUUUCUGGAGAAAAGCAGACACUAGAGAUUAUAUAUAUGCUUUCACCUUCAAAGGUAAAUUACAUGAUUUGAAUAAUGAAUGUGGAUUAAAACCUAUUUGAUUUACAGAACAGAACAACUGAUCAUAAUUAAUCACAAUAAUCUGGUCAUGUUGCAGUUGAUAAAAUAUUACAGAUUAUAAAAAAGUCCAAAACUGAGUUAGGUAAUUUAAUAUUUUAACUGUGGGUUUUUCCUUGUUCACUGAUUUUCUUGUGGGAUUGCUCUACAAACUGCACCACAGCCUGCAUGAAUACACUGAUAUUCUGAAUGUGCACAGGUUGAUGUGGUGAGUUACAGGAGGAUAUUGUGAAGAGAAACUGGCACUGAAACCAUACGACAAGGAGGGCUGAAGGACUCAACAUACGAGUCAAAAUCAUAAUCAUCCCAUACCUCUGCUGAUGCAGUCUGUAGCUUUAUAUAUUGUUGCCUUUGUGGUUUUUAAGAGAUUACUGUGUGGUUGGUUGUUGUUUGAUAAAAUGCUGAUGAUAUGAUGAUGUUA
Molecule: messenger RNA, 7574 nt
Organism: Seriola dumerili (greater amberjack)
Lineage: Eukaryota; Metazoa; Chordata; Actinopteri; Carangiformes; Carangidae
Gene: wnk2
Product: serine/threonine-protein kinase WNK2-like
Exons: 28
Coding region: 1-6303 (2100 amino acids)
Biological process (GO): monoatomic ion homeostasis; positive regulation of potassium ion import across plasma membrane; positive regulation of sodium ion transmembrane transporter activity
Cellular component (GO): cytoplasm; cytosol
Molecular function (GO): ATP binding; potassium channel inhibitor activity; protein serine/threonine kinase activity
Source: RefSeq, a predicted model, not a curated record